AUGGCCACCUUGCUCCGACGGCCAGGCAAUCUUGCUCGAUACUCGAGGAGAGCCACAGAAUGUAUUGGCCGCACAGCACCGACACCGGUGCGUCCACAGCCAUCGAGAAUCUCAUCCCUUUUCGCUUCGCAUCGCCUCAGAACCUAUGCCACCCACGGUCCCGGCGACCCGAAACCCCCGAACAACAAUCACAAGCCCCAACCCGGCGGGAAUGGCAAUGGCAACGACUCUGGCAAGGGCGGGCCCAAUAAGGAAGAACCCAAGGAGCCCGAAUCUGUCCUGACCGAGACGGAGCAGAAGCAGCUGGAUGCGUUCAUCAAACACUUGGAGGAGACCCUGCCGCCGACCUCGCACCCGAGUCUCCAUGAAUUGCGGCGGUCAAUGAUGAGGGACGGACUCCCGCCCGAAGUCAAGCCCUUUGUCGAGAGAAAUGGCAACAUAUCUUUGAUGGACUACCUCCGCAUGGCGCGGUUUAUGUUGAAGUACACCAACAUGCAAGCCAACAAAGAAGCCGAGAAUGACCUGGCUCGCUUCAUGAAGAAAUCCAGGGAGGAGUCGAAAGUGGAGCAAGAUCAAGAACAGAAGAAACAACGUGGGGAAGAAGAACAAAAUCGACCGAAAGACAAGAACCAGAAGCAGAAGCAAAAGCCUCCGUCGCCCGGCCCCCGCGUCCUUGAGUUCCGAUUCGACCCCGGCUCAUUCCUGGUCACCGCUGGCAGGGAAAUAACCUGGCAGGAGUUCCGGGCGAAUUACCUCGACAAGGGCCUCGUGGAGAAGUUGACUGUCUCCAACCGCACCCGUGUCCGUGUCGACAUUAAUCGCGAGGAAGCCGCCCAGACCGACUCGAUGGGACAGCCCAUCUCUUACGUAUAUUUCAACAUUGGAUCUGUCAAGGUUUUCGAGAGCAAGCUCGAGCAAGCCCAAGACGAAUUGGAAAUUCCGACGGCGGAACGGAUCCCGGUUACCUACACCGACGAAGUGCCCUGGGGAAGUGCGAUCAUGUCCUUUGCCCCCACGCUGAUCUUGAUGGCCGGUGCCUUCUGGCUCACGCGACGUGCCGGUGGCGGGGGAGGUGGCCAGAGCGGUAUUUUUGGCAUCGGCAAGAGUCGUGCCAAGCGCUUUAACCAUGAGACCGAUAUCAAGACCAAGUUCUCUGACGUCGCAGGCAUGGAUGAGGCCAAGGUAGAGAUUAUGGAAUUCGUCAGCUUCCUCCAGCAGCCCGAACGGUUCCAGAAGCUCGGUGCAAAAAUCCCGCGCGGUGCCAUUCUCUCCGGUCCCCCCGGCACUGGUAAGACGCUACUCGCCAAGGCCACUGCCGGUGAAUCUGGUGUGCCUUUCUUCAGUGUCAGCGGUUCCGAGUUCGUAGAGAUGUUCGUCGGUGUCGGCCCCUCCCGUGUCCGUGAUCUGUUCAGCAACGCCCGGAAGAAUACCCCCUGUAUUAUCUUCAUUGACGAAAUCGAUGCCAUUGGCAAGUCCCGAGCAAAGCAGGGCUUCGGUGGUGGAAAUGAUGAGCGCGAAAGUACUCUCAACCAAAUCCUUACCGAGAUGGACGGUUUCAACACGUCGGAACAAGUGGUCGUUCUGGCCGGUACCAACCGAGCAGAUGUGCUCGACAAGGCCCUCAUGCGUCCCGGGCGAUUCGACCGGCAUAUCGCCAUCGACCGGCCCACUAUGGACGGUCGCAAGCAGAUCUUCCGCGUUCACUUGAAGAAGAUUGUCACCGACGAGGACCUGGAGUACCUGGAAGGCCGACUUGCUGCCCUGACCCCUGGUUUUGCUGGUGCAGACAUUGCGAAUUGUGUGAACGAGGCGGCACUUGUUGCUGCUCGUGACAAUGCGGACAAGGUUGUCAUGAGGCACUUCGAGCAGGCCAUUGAGCGUGUGAUUGGCGGUCUGGAGAAGAAGUCCCUUGUGCUGUCCCCCGAAGAGAAGCGAACCGUCGCCUACCACGAGGCUGGCCAUGCUAUCUGUGGCUGGUACUUCCGGUGGGCGGAUCCGUUGCUUAAGGUCUCGAUCAUCCCGCGUGGACAGGGUGCGCUGGGCUAUGCUCAAUACCUGCCCGCCGGCGGCGACACGUACCUCAUGAACGUCAACCAGCUGAUGGACCGCAUGGCAAUGACACUGGGUGGUCGGGUCAGCGAGGAGCUGCACUUCGACACGGUGACCAGCGGAGCUAGCGAUGACUUUAACAAGGUCACGCGCAUGGCCACCGCCAUGGUGACCAAGUUCGGUAUGUCGCCCAAGCUGGGAUACAUCUACUACGAGGAGGACUCGCAGCAGCAGCUCCACAAGCCCUUCUCCGAGGACACUGCCCGCGACAUCGACGUCGAGGUGCGCCGCAUUGUCCAAGAAGCCAAUAAGCAGUGCCGCGACCUCCUGACCGAGAAGCGGAAGGAAAUCGGCGUCGUCGCCGAAGAGCUCCUGUCCAAGGAGGUUCUCGGCCGUGACGACCUGGUUCGUCUGCUCGGCCCCCGCCCUUGGCCUGAGUCUGGCGAGUUCGCCAAGUACUUCGACGGCAGGGCCGGUCAGACUGUCGCUCCUCCCGAGCCUCAGCAGAACUCUGAGGAGACCUCCGGCAAGGAUGGACGUGAUGAGACACCGUUCCCGUCAUAA
Messenger RNA from Penicillium alfredii, 2613 nucleotides. RefSeq names its product ATP-dependent metallopeptidase FtsH/Yme1/Tma family protein. Gene Ontology annotation, cellular component: membrane; m-AAA complex. Gene Ontology annotation, biological process: mitochondrial protein processing; protein-containing complex assembly. NCBI's taxonomy places the organism in Eukaryota, Fungi, Ascomycota, Eurotiomycetes, Eurotiales, Aspergillaceae. Gene Ontology annotation, molecular function: ATP-dependent peptidase activity; ATP binding; ATP hydrolysis activity. The transcript has 3 exons. The record is from RefSeq and is a predicted model, not a curated record. The coding region runs from base 1 to 2613 and encodes 870 amino acids.